Messenger RNA from Carassius gibelio (silver crucian carp), 2838 nucleotides. RefSeq names its product G-protein coupled receptor 183-B. Gene Ontology annotation, molecular function: G protein-coupled receptor activity; oxysterol binding. The coding region runs from base 307 to 1371 and encodes 354 amino acids. Lineage: Eukaryota; Metazoa; Chordata; Actinopteri; Cypriniformes; Cyprinidae. The transcript has 2 exons. Gene Ontology annotation, cellular component: membrane. The record is from RefSeq and is a predicted model, not a curated record. Gene Ontology annotation, biological process: G protein-coupled receptor signaling pathway.
UGUGUUCAACAGAAGAAAUACAUUUAUACUGGUUUGGAACAUCCUGUUGUAAAUGCUGACAGAAUUAUUUUGAGGUGAGGUCUCACUUUAAGCAGAUUCACCACGCUGCAAGAGAGAGAGAGAGCUAUAAAAGGAAAGAGAGGAAGAGACUAACAGACAGUGAGAAAGAGGCACGAAAAGAUGCUUGAACUUUCACUUUUGCUGCAUUUCAUACCGCUGAAGUGAGAAAUAGAAAUUUAGAGUAGCAUCAAUGUCUGAAUGUCUGAAAAUCUGCUCUGCUAUCUGUGACUUCUCCUGUGUAUAACUAUGAUGAGCCCAGAUUUAGAGAACUGCACCAACUUGUAUGACCAUCGUCCAGUGGCCCGAGUCCUCAUACCUCUGGCCUAUUCCAUCAUAUGUCCAGUGGGACUUUUAGGCAAUGCCCUGGCUCUUCAUGUGAUCUUCUCCAACAUCACCAAAAUUAAUUCCAUCACGCUUUAUUCCGCCAACCUGGCUGUGUCCGAUAUCAUGUUCUGCCUGUCGCUUCCCCUCCGAGCUGUUUACUACGGCCUUGGCUUCCACUGGCCCCUGGGGGAAGGACUCUGUAAAGCCAUAACCCUGCUCUUCUAUUUGAACUGCUAUGCUGGAGUAAACUUCAUGACCUGCCUGGCAGUCGAUCGCUUUGUGGCGAUGGUGUUUCCUCUGAGUCUGGUGAAACUGAGAAAGGUGAAAAAUGUGCGAUUGGUGUGUCUGGCCAUAUGGCUGCUGGUGUUUGCCCAGACGUUGCCUCUCCUGACCAUUAACUUGACCAAAACGGAGCAUGACAACAGCAUCACCUGUAUGGAAUACCCCAAUUUCGAGGGUCUUUUCAAAGGGCUGCCCUACAUGCUGAUCGUGGGGGUAGUUUUAGGCUUUGGAGUCCCAGUGGUGACAAUCAUCGCCUGCUAUUCCAUUCUGACCCGUAAACUACGUCUAGCAGCAAAGUCGAACCGACUGACAGAACGUUCUGGAAGAACCAAAAAAGCAAGAGGAGUGAUCGCGGGAGUGGUAUUUGUGUUUGUGGUGUGCUUCAGCCCAUACCAUAUAGACCUUUUGCAAUACAUGAUCCGAAAACUUUUCUACGCUCCAGACUGCAUGGAGCUACAGUCCUUUCAGAUAUCCCUGCAUAUUACGGUGUGUCUUAUGAACUUAAAUUCCUGUCUGGAUCCCUUUGUUUACUUUUUUGCAUGCAAAGGCUACAAGCAGAAGCUGACGAGAAUGAUGAAGUGGCAGGUUGGCACCCACUUCUCCACUGCUGGAAGAAUCUCGCCUGAAAGUUCAGGCAUAGGCGACGAGCUCGGCAUACGCCGCAACAACAAGAUAAAAAUGAACACUAUUAGAGAAGCUCUGUAAAACAAUCAUCAACAAACACAUAUGUGGGGCCACAGUCAGGCCAGUCGCAACAAGGCAGGCAAACCAAGCAAUUGCUUGGGGCCCAGAACUGACCUGGGGCCCCAAGACAACGACUGGUUAAGAAUAAAAUGCAACGACACUGUGUGAGCGCCCCUUUGAUCGUCAAUGCAGUAACAUGUAAUGACACUGUUAUCGGGAUCCCCCUCAAGGGGGCCCCUCUCAGUUGUCGCUGACAGCAGCAGGCCAACCAGGUCAAGUGAUCUCUGCUUUUUUUUUUUUGAACGGAAGGAAUAUGGUUACUGUAAUAUGUUUUUUUUUUUUUUUUAACGGGAUAAGGAAAACGCAGAUCAGAAAUCGCAGACUGCAAGGAGUCAGCAGUGUUUUGAUUUGAGGGCUCAGGCAAACAUAAAGAGAACGUCGUGGCGUGUUUCGAUUGCAAGGAUCGCGGAAUCCAGUCAUAAAAACGGAAUUUACAGUUUAACGCAGAAUGACACGUAAUUUGCCAAAUUUUGAAUGAAUGAAUUAAAAAUAGGUCAUUGCACUUACAUCAAACCACGAUACAGACUAAUAUCUGUAAAUAUUAAGCAGGAACAGUCUGUUUAAAUAUGAAUCCUGCAUGUUCUGCCUGUCUCUGUUAAUGAAAGGAGCAGAAGACGCACUGAAGCGCGCGUGACGCUCGCAGUGAUUUCAGUCUCUGAUGUCUAAAUGUCUGUCUGAUGUCUGAUGUCUGAUGGUAAAACGUCUGAUGUCUCACUAAAUAAGGAUGUGAACACAUGAACAACAUCUACAGGACUGCUCUUAACAAAAACUUUAGUUUGCUUAAUUUUCAAUAAUUAAAAGAUAAAUUAAUGUUUGGUGUUUAAUGUGCAUCUCAGAAAAUGCUUUAUUUAAAAACCCACCUGAAUGGCACUUAAAUGCACUUAAUUCAUCUGUCAACUUUAUUGUCAUUGUUCAAAGUACAAGUACAGACAGAGAAACAAUUAUUAAUAAUUAAAUGUUUUUUUUAAUGUAUGCAUUGCAUUCCAUGCAUUUAAAAAAUAAUAAAAAAUCUAAAAAAGGAAACUUAGUUUUUCAUUUAACGCACCCCUGAGCUGGUAAUAGUGACCUCUUUCAAUAUGCUAACAGUGAAAUGGUAAAACGUACUUCACAGGUAAUUUCAGAUUUUUGUUUCAAUUAUUUCCCAGCUACACCAUCAACUUCAUCCUCAACAUCAACAGAUGCAUCACUUCUCAGUGCUGAUUUUUCCUCUAUAAAGCACAAGGUACCACACGCUCUAUAAUUAUAGCUGAUAUCCUGCUCAGCCCAGAGUUUAAACUAAGUUUUUGCUGUCAUAUUAUUAGAAGAAAAAUUCCCACCAAACUAUUUUUUCAAGCAGUAUUUGCACUGUAAACUUUUUAUAAUUUAUAUAAAGUGCGGGUGAACUUAAACUGUAUGGCUAUGCUAUGGUUCCUGUAGGCUUUGCGUGUG